GCACCUUUAAAAAUAAACUGUGAACCCCGACGCCUAUCACCUAGAGCACAUAGUGCGCUAGACAACCUGGUACAGCUGAGUUGAGCCGGUGACAAGCCGACGUCUGUGUUCACUAUCGAAACAACCACAGACAACAAGAGAAGACCGAGACUGUGGUUGAAUAAGGGACGACAAAAGGCGUGAAGAAAGGGGGGGAAAUUGGAUCACUUUAUACCGACAAACGCUGUUCUUAUUCUGCCACGCUCCUUCAUGCUGUUGCGGGAGCGUAAAACAACCGGCGCUCAAAGUUGCUGAGCUGAUCCGCUUCCUUUAUCAAGAGUUGAACGUAUGUGGAGGAUCGAUCUGUUCCCCUGUGGAUUUUAGACCCCAACACAGCGUCUUUGUCUGUGGAUGAGCAAUGCCUGUUGGAUGGUAACAUUGCCUGCGAGGAGACAACACCGUGCCACAUGCGCCCGGAAGAUAUGGAUUCGCUUUCACUAUAGCAAAAAUUUGCCGCGUUUUUUAAAUAAUUUUUUUUUUUGACUGUUUGCUCAUUCUUUUUUUUUUUUGAAAAAAAAAAACAUUGUUUUAUUCGCAUUUUAACCGACGCCUGGGCUUUUUAGACUUUUGUGGAGUUACAAUCAUGAACAUUGUUUUUAGUUUGGUACAAAUUCUCCUGGCAGCGGUUCUUCACCUAUCCACUGUAAAGACUGCCAGCAUUCACAAGGGAGUGGAUAAGAGUAAAAAUGAAGUUAUCCAACUGACAGAUGUCAUCAUGAAGAGUAGGUGUCAGCCCAGAGAAAUGCUUGUGGACAUCUCCCAGGAGUAUCCGGAGGACACCGAACACACGUACACGCCUUCCUGUGUAGUCCUCACUCGGUGUGGAGGCUGCUGCAACGAUGAGGCGAUGGAGUGCGUGCCAUCUGAAACCCGCAAUGUUACGUUACAAGUAAUGCGGAUCAGAUCACUGGUCACGCAACAUAAAAUUCAACUGAGCUUCACAGAGCAUAAAAAGUGUGACUGCAGACUAAAGCCCGAAGUUCGAGCAAAGAAAGAAAAAGAAUACCACUGUGCGCCUUGUUCAGAGAGAAGAAAGCGCUUGUUUGUGCAGGACCCUCUCACCUGUAAAUGCUCCUGCAAAUUCACACAAUUAGACUGCAAGUCCAGGCAGCUUGAAUUAAACGAAAGAACUUGCAGAUGUGACAAACUGAGGAGAUGAGACCAGGAGGUGCAGACUACACUGUUAUGAAGGAAUUCUUUUUCGCACAGCACUUUGAAAUCUGAGGAUGCAUUCCCUGCAAGGACACUCAAGGACAAUGCAAGACAGGACCUUCUCCAUUCUGAUCUUGCCACCGUCAGUUUUCCAUCUAACGCGCUAUAUAUAUAUAUAUAUAUAUAUAUGUAUAUAUGUGUGCAUACACUCUCAGUACAGUACAUCAACAGUGUGUAUUGCUGCUACUAUUUAAAACGAAUGCGCUGUCGGCGUGUGAAUGGGAAAAUGUGACAGAGCUCCCGGGUAAAAUUGGGGAAAAGACAUUUUACUUUAUUUUAUGUAAGACUUCACUGGAUGCUGGUCUGCUGUGGACAUGAACCCGAUAUACGUCUCGCAUUCUGGAAAAUUCGGUGACCACAAUGUCAUCCAACAAAAGCCGAUCUUGCCUGAAGGGCCCGAAUGGGAGCGGCUGGAUCACCAAAUUCUGAUGGGGAUACCUGCGGCACUUGAACUGUAUGGCAGGUUUCCCAACGUGUUCUUCUCUGUGACAUGAUGAGACGUUUUGUCUGUACUGUAGGACGCGACAGCAGUUAAUGUGAGAAUAUAAUGACAGAAUUUGACACAACUGCUGACACAGGUUACGUGCUGUGGUGACGAAUAAUGUGACCUUCUUCCCAAAUUGAAGUUCAGUGACGAUGGCAUGAACCCAAAGAGAGGUUCGCCAAGAAAGUUUCAUCGGAAUCUCGGCGAAAACGACCUAUGAUGCUGGUUUGGAAAGUAAAACGUUUUGUCAGGGUGUGAAGGUGUCAAACCACUACCUGUCUGGUCCUGCCUCCAUCACACAACUUUUUGGGGUUGGAAAAGAUAUUUUUAUUGACAUGCACAGUAUAUUAUUUGUAUUUUUAUUUAGACAUUGUGUUAAUUUCACAAGAUGUUUUGAGACCAUGCUAAAGGGAUAUUAAUGUAGGUAUAUAUGACAAAGGGUAGUGACUAGAUGAGCUGAGAAUAGGUCAGUCUAGGACCCCCCUGAACCUUGCUGUUGUUGUAUUCAAUGACUUUGUCUGCGCUCCAAAGAAAUAGUCAUGCCUCCACAGCAGAGCAAUUUAUUGGGAACGGUCUGUAUAUACUUACUGGAUAUCCCUUUUUCAAAUUUCAUUUAAUUUAUAGAAUGUGUUCAGUAUUCUGUAUUAUAAUAUUUAUAUGAAUUGUUACAGUGAUUUGAGUUUUUUUCUCCCUUUCAAUCUGCCUUGAGAUCGAACAUGUUUGACUGUGGAUUUUUGUGGGGUGGGAAAGGACUGAAAACAAAGCUUUGACAUUCCUGAUUUUUAAACUGAAGCUAUGUUACUCACCAGCCGAAUGGGGGUGUGAAGGUUGUGGGGUGGGGUGGAGGGGGGGGGGGUGCGUGUGUGUGUGUGCGUGUGUGUGUGUGUGUGGUUUAGGGGCAUAAUGGGGCAUUUGACCGAUGGAAACCCCAGUCACAAGUAUGCGCGGAUGAUGCACCAGCACAGGUGCUUUUCAUUUUGGACUCGGGACUCGGGCAAUGGACAUGUGGUUUUGCACUUGCUUGCCCGGAGACACGUCAUAUGCAGGACUGAAGGAGUCUAGUUGCUGCUGCUGCUCAGCUUGGACCUAAUUGUGUGAAGAUUCUCGUCUGUCGGGCUCUAGUCUGAAGGUGGUGAACUGGCACGGUACUUUCACUGGCUUUUCUGACAAGCACAAGUGUCACUCAAGUAUUUUGUUGAACCAGGAGGACACCCCGUCACGAGGAAAUGCAAACUUUGCAUUUGAAUUGUUACCAUAAGAGGUCAACUCACUUUCCGAAUUCAAAUCAGUAUCGUAUGUAAAAAGUUCAGUCAAUAGAUGAGACGUGACAUACAUGACAUGUACAGCACUCCAAACAUAGCGGCAAAUGUUUCCUAACUACACACAUUACACAACGAGCCUUUUUCUGCCAGUUGCAAGACUGUUUAUCAGCCAUGUGAGCCAGCAGUAAAUCCUGAUAUUGCCACCCUCAAACUAAAGUCCUGAGACUGAGUUCACUCCUAUCAGCUGGGUCAGAGGCAAUGCCUCUCAAGUCCUCGGUUGAUGAGAACAUUCUUUUUUGUAUUUAAAUAAGUUUUUACAGCCACAAUUUUUUUGUAUAUUUUCACAUUAAUAUAUUUAUUUGUGCUGUAAAUUCUUUGACAAUAUUAAUACAGUUUUUGUUGUUUCUAGUGUAACUAUUAAACAUAUUUAUUUUUAAAA
Messenger RNA from Hippocampus comes (tiger tail seahorse), 3436 nucleotides. It is a transcript of the gene vegfaa, whose product is annotated as vascular endothelial growth factor Aa. The record is from RefSeq and is a predicted model, not a curated record. Gene Ontology annotation, biological process: sprouting angiogenesis; positive regulation of angiogenesis; vascular endothelial growth factor receptor signaling pathway. Bases 623 to 1198 code for a protein of 191 amino acids. NCBI's taxonomy places the organism in Eukaryota, Metazoa, Chordata, Actinopteri, Syngnathiformes, Syngnathidae. Gene Ontology annotation, cellular component: membrane. The transcript is spliced from 7 exons. Gene Ontology annotation, molecular function: vascular endothelial growth factor receptor binding; growth factor activity; heparin binding.